GCAGUCGUACGAGUUGUAGCACAAUUUCAUCCAUGGCCAUUCUUGGUGCACAGUCGCUUCUUGCAUGCGCGCCGAUUAGGUGUGGAGGAAAUACAGCACCAUGGCCUACUGCAGCGGUAAGCGAUAUGUACUCUAUUUGCGGGCCUUAACUAACAGUUUGAAGAACAUUUGAUGCCUUGUUGUUGCCCAACAGUGACCAGCACGCAAGAACGAUUCGCAAGCUGUUUGUCGAAUUUUCGGAUACACGAUUUGUUGGUAUUGAAGAAAUCAAUGGAGCUGAUGGGCCACGCAGAGAGCCACGAGACAAACGUUGACGAGGCCUUUGCUGGCUGCAGUGAGACGACUGAUGGACCCCAGCGACUGGCUUUGAUGGCUGCCGAUCGGAGCGAUCGUGGCACAUCGGCCGUUGGCUCCUCGCAUCCUUGGCAAGGUGAUCCUGUAGCCAGUUGGGUUGAAGAGAAGCCAUCCAAGCUGCAGACCCUGUUUCAGAUCAGCAUCACUGCUCUGGCCUUUCUCUCCUUUGGCGGCUAUCUGCUGUGCCUCAUAGUGCAGGCGAUCAAAAGCAAAGGUACAACCUACUUCCACCCGGUUGCCACAGCUACCACAACGAAUACAAAUGGCAGCGUGAAGCGUAUAAAGAUCUAUAGGCGCAGUAGACGCCGCCGCAGCAUCCACAAUGCUCAGAUUCACAUUUCGAAUUUGCUCUUUGGUGAUUAUGCGACAUACAAUAACUCCGUGCGUGAUCAAGAAUUGGCCUAUGGU
Drosophila arizonae is the source of this 762-nucleotide messenger RNA. RefSeq lists its product as uncharacterized. The record is from RefSeq and is a predicted model, not a curated record. NCBI's taxonomy places the organism in Eukaryota, Metazoa, Arthropoda, Insecta, Diptera, Drosophilidae.